Messenger RNA from Harmonia axyridis, 2515 nucleotides. RefSeq names its product fatty-acid amide hydrolase 2. The transcript is spliced from 10 exons. The record is from RefSeq and is a predicted model, not a curated record. Bases 283 to 1923 code for a protein of 546 amino acids. Lineage: Eukaryota; Metazoa; Arthropoda; Insecta; Coleoptera; Coccinellidae.
CCUUUAUUGACCACACGACGCUGCCGUCAGUGCGAUAUUAGAAUCUGAAUAUUCACUUCAAUCAUUUUCAAUAUUCAGUCAUCAGAAAUUCUAGAUUCAUUCGCCUGUAAUUAAUGUCAAUGAUUUCACUCAUGAUCAGAUCAAUUAAAUUAUUUUUAUAGUAUAAGUGCCAAUGAACAAUAUCACCUUUUUAAUUUCAAUACCUAUAUGAACUUUAGAAAAGGAAGAAAUCAAUAAAUUAUAUAUGGUAAUUUAUGACGUUGCUCUAUUGAAUCUAUCACCAUGACCGAGUUCAGUAUGGAAUAUGAUGAAAAAAUAAAGCAGAAAAAAUUGAAGAAAAGGGAGGCUAAAGUGUGUAAUAUCAUUAAAGGAUUUCUAUUAAGUAUGUUCUUUUGGUUGAGAUAUUACUUCGAUAUGUUCAUCGAUAAGCUGUUUGGAAUCUUCAGUGAAUCAAAAAAGCAGCGAGUAUGUUCAGCAGACAAUCCUAUUAUUCUAGACAGUGCCACCACUAUAGCUAAAAAGAUAAGAAAAAGGGAAGUCAAAGUUGAGGAAGUAGUAAAAGCUUUCAUAGGUAGAAUAAGGGAAGUGAACCCUAUUCUGAACGCUGUAGUAGAUAAUAGAUUCAAAGAAGCAAUUGAAGAAGCCAAAAAAAUUGAUAAACAAAUAGAGAUUGGGGAAAUAACAGACCUUGAUUUUCAGGAAAAACCAUUUUUAGGUGUACCAUUCACUUCUAAGGAAAGCACCGCAGCAGAAGGUUUGUCAUAUACAUUUGGAAUAUUUGCUCGCAAAGAUAGAAAAGCGAAAGAAGAUGCCGAAAUUGUUAGACUAAUGAAAAAUGCUGGAGGGAUACUUUUAGGUGUCACAAAUAUUCCUCAGUUAAAUAUGUGGCAAGAGACUAUGAAUCCAAUAUAUGGCCUGACGAGGAAUCCCUAUAACACUACCAGAAAUGUUGGAGGCUCCUCUGGAGGUGAGGGAAGCAUAAUAGCUGCUGGAGGAUCCCCUAUUGGACUUGGUACUGACAUCGGAGGAUCUUUGAGAAUACCUGCCUUUAUGUGUGGAAUCUACGGCCAUAAACCUACCUGCAACUUGAUAAAUACCAGAGGCAUGACAUUCAGAACCGGUAAAGAGAAAGACACCAUGGUAGUUCCUGGGCCUAUGACCAGAUAUGCAGAAGAUAUAAUUCCACUCCUGAAAGUAUUAUUGGAUGAUAAUGUUUCUAAAUUGAACUUGGAAAAACCAGUAGAUUUCGAAAGCAUCAAUGUGUAUUAUAUCGAUGAUCCCCAAGAUCCAACCAUAAGUGCCAUGAGACAGGAAAUGAAGGACUGCUUUAAAAAGGUAGUUGACUUUUUCGAAGAAACUCUACCACAGAAACCUAGAAGAGUGGAAUUCAAAGGAACGCAAUAUGGUGGAAAACUAUGGAGAUACUCUAUGGGCCAAGAACCGAAUGCUAAUUUUGUCAGAGACUUGACCGAUAGACAAACAGAACUCAAUCCUAUCGUUGAAAUUGCCAAGUAUGCUUGCUUCAAUAGAGAUUUCUCUUUGUCUUCUAUUUUCAACAUGGUCAAUAAACUUCUACCAGCUGAAAAAGAAGAGUGGGCUGCUGCAGAAAUAAAAACACUAAGAAGGCAAAUACUGGAUAAACUAGGAGAUGAUGGAGUGUUAUUGUAUCCUUCCGCACCAUGGCCUGCCAGUUAUCAUUACACAGCAUUUCUCCGACCGUGGAACUUCAAUCUUUUCGCAAUUUGGAAUGCAAUGAAACUACCAGUUACACAGGUACCUCUUGGAUUGAGCUCCGAAGGACUACCCCUGGGUAUCCAAGUAGUGGCAGCCCCGUACAACGAUAGACUAACGAUUGCUGUAGCCAAACGUCUGGAAAAGCAAUUUGGUGGAUAUGUGCCUCCGUUUAAAGUGGAAGAGCUUUGAAUCUGUAUCUUAGAAAAUAUCAGGAAUAUUUAUAUCUUAGAAAAUAUCAGGAUAUUUAUUUAUAUCUCAAUUUGAAGGUCGUUAUAACUUCAAGAUAGGAUUAUUCAAGUCAAAAUACAAGAGAAGAAUGAGCGUUAUCAAAAACUUCAUGCUAGACCAAAAAAAAAGUAGACGUUUCAAGUUACGAUCUUCGAUUUUGAGGGACGAUUUGUACGUAUGAUCACAGGAUGUGAACAUUUCAUUAGCUAUUUCAUCAGUUCUGAAAAAGGUGUGCUAAUGACGCAUUCAUGUUCAAAUCUGUCAUAGCAAGGCGAUGGGACUUAGAUUCAAACAUUUUUUGUUUAUUUUUGCAUACUUACAUAUUUUGACUAGAGGAAUUCAAGCUCGAAGUUGUGAUCUAUUUUAGAGAAUUUCUGCUUUUAAUAGUUGUUACAUGGUUUUUUAAUUGUUUUCAUCAACCUUCAUUGAAUUGAUGGUUUAUCAAGUGCUUUAGGGUUUUCUAUGCAAUGGCUGUGGUCUGGGUAUUCAAACUAAUGUGAUAGAUUGAAUUUAUUUUAUUAAAGGAAUCAAUAAAGAUAUUUAGAUAUUUAAA